GCCACAAGCCGGACGCAAGUCGCAAGGGCACAGAAAUCGAGAAGACACACACGCGUGCUGUUUUCACAAUCCUCUUUCCACGCCCAUAAUAUCAUUCUGCAGCGCUGGAGCAAAGCGUGCAGCUCAGGCCUCCGCGUUUAACCUCAAACCCCCACCGCCCACACCGCACGCACCGACCCUGAACGCUCAAGGUGCACAGCUGCAGAAGCACAAAUACGCCGUCGCGAAUUAUUAAUCGCGACCAUGGACGCUGCGGGCCUACGUGACCGCAUCCAGGCCACACUCGACCCUAAUGCUGCUAUCCGUCAGCAAGCUGAGCUUGACCUGAAGCAUGCCGAGGAGCAGCCAGGCUUCACUGACGGCCUGCUGAACGUUCUCCAGCAGGAGCAGGACCCUGCUAUCCGAUUGUCGACUGUCGUUUACCUGAAGAAUCGCGUCUCCAAGGGUUGGUCGCCCGCCGAAGAGUACAGCCAGGCCAAGCCGAUACCAGAGGAAGAGAAGACUUCUUUCCGCGACCGACUCGUACCAGUUCUCGUUGCCUCGCCGCCGCAGAUUCGCCUGCAACUUAUCCCGACCCUCCAGAAGAUCCUCGCAUACGACUUCCCUUCAAAAUGGCCCAACUUCCUCGACAUCACCAUCCAGCUGUUGAACGCCGGAGAUAUUGCAUCAGUUUUUGCCGGUGUGCAGUGUUUGUUGGCGAUAUGCAAGAUCUACAGAUUCAAGUCGGGGGAGAACCGGGCGGACUUCGACAAGAUCGUUGCUAUGUCGUUCCCACAAUUGCUCAACAUUGGUAACUCGCUGGCCGGUGAGACGAGCUUGGAGGCUGGAGAAAUCCUCCGCACAGUCUUGAAGGUGUACAAACAUGCUAUCUACUUCGACCUGCCCGCCUCUCUUCGCGAACAGCAGACCAUGGUUGGGUGGUGCACACUGUUCCUGACCGUUGUUGGCAAGGAGCCACCAGAGACAUCUAUGGUCGAGGAUCUCGAUGAGCGCGAGGUCAACCACUGGUGGAAAGCUAAGAAGUGGUCAUACGCAAAUUUGAACCGUCUCUACGUCAGAUAUGGUAACCCAUCGGCGUUGGGCAAGAACAACGAGGUCGAUUACACCGAGGUCGCCAAGAACUUCAUCGCCAAUUUCGCACCCGAGAUCCUCAAGGUCUACCUUCAGCAGAUCGAGAAGUGGGUUGGCAAACAGGUCUGGCUGUCAAAGGCCAGUCUGUACUACACCCUGAACUUCUUGGACGAAUGCAUCAAGCCCAAGUCCAUGUGGACUCUGCUCAAGCCACACACUGACAACCUCAUUUCGCACCUUAUCUUCCCCGUCCUGUGCCAGUCAGAUGAGGACAUCGAGCUGUUCGAUGAGGAGCCGCAGGAGUAUCUGCACCGAAAGCUGAAUUUUUACGAAGACGUCACCGCACCCGAUGUUGCGGCCACGAACUUCCUCGUCACACUCACCAAGAGCCGGAGAAAGCAGACUUUCACCAUUUUGAACUACAUCAACGAGGUCGUAAACCGAUACGAGGCUGUGCCGGAUGGCGAGAAGAACCCCAGAGAGAAGGAAGGUGCGCUGCGCAUGAUUGGAACACUUUCUGGUGUUAUCCUGGGCAAGAAGAGCCCCAUCGCCGACCAGGUCGAAUACUUCUUCGUUCGCCACGUCUUCCCCGAAUUCCGCAGUCCUCAAGGCUUCCUCCGUGCGCGUGCCUGCGAUACCCUCGAGAAGUUUGAGCAGCUUGACUUCAAGGACCCCAACAACCUCAUCAUCAUCUACCGCAACAUCCUCGAGUCCAUGGCCGACCCUUGCCUUCCUGUGCGCGUGGCCGCCGCCCUGGCUCUUCAGCCCCUCAUCCGCCACGAUGUUAUCCGCACCAACAUGAAGACAAACAUUCCCCAGGUUAUGCAGCAGCUUCUCAAGUUGGCUAACGAAGUCGAUGUGGAUGCUCUGGCCAACGUCAUGGAAGACUUCGUCGAGGUCUUUGCCCCAGAACUGACACCGUUCGCGGUCGCACUUAGUGAGCAGCUUCGCGAUACUUACCUCCGUAUCGUCCGCGAGCUCGUAUCCAGAAACCAGGAGAAGGGCGAGGACAGCGAAUAUGGCGACUUCCUGGACGAGAAGAGUAUCACAGCGCUUGGUGUCCUGCAGACCAUUGGUACCCUGAUCCUCACGCUUGAGAGCACACCGGACGUUCUCCUGCACCUCGAGACUAUUCUCAUGCCUGUCAUCACGAUCACGCUUGAGAACAAGCUCUACGAUUUAUACAACGAGGUAUUCGAGAUCAUCGACAGCUGCACGUUUGCUGCCAAGAGCAUCUCACCGACCAUGUGGCAAGCUUUCGAGCUCAUUCACAGGACAUUCAAGGCUGGUGCCGAACUGUACCUUGAAGAUAUGCUGCCCGCUCUGGAGAACUUCGUUAACUACGGAACCCAGACUCUUGUGCAGAACCGGGCUUACCUUGACGCUAUGAUCGACAUGGUUCGCACCAUCUUCAAGGAUGACAAGGUUGGAGGUGUCGACCGCAUCUGCGGUUGCAAGCUCGCCGAGAUCAUCAUGUUGAACAUGCGCGGUCACGUCGACGACUACGUUCCAGAGUUCCUCUCACUUGCCAUGCAAGUCCUGACAAACGAUGAGCCCAAGGUCAAGUCCCUUCGCAUUCACCUAAUGGAAGUCAUCAUCAACAGCAUCUACUACAACCCCGCUCUUGCGCUUCACGUGCUUGAGGCAAAUGGCUGGACGAACAAGUUCUUCAGCUUGUGGUUUUCGAGCAUCGACAACUUUACAAGAGUUCACGACAAGAAGCUGUGUAUCUCGGCUAUCUGCGCGCUGCUCACCCUGAACGCCCAGAGCGUCCCAGUCAGUGUCCAGCAGGGCUGGCCUCGUCUACUGCAGGGUGUCGUGCGAUUGUUCCAGACCCUGCCGGCUGCUCUGAAGAACCGUGAGGAAGCCAAGAGGGAAGACAACUUCGACUUUGCAAAUGAGUACGAGGAUGACGAGGAAGACGAGGAGUGGGAACAGGAAGCUGACUGGAACAAUGAGGCCGACGAAGAGGAGAUUAAGGACGAGAGCGCCGCUUACCUUGAAUUCUUGAACGAAGAGGCCCAAAAGUUCGGCAGCGUCGACGAUGAUGAUGACGACGACGAACUCGAGGAAGAGAGCCUUCUUGAGACACCCCUCGACAAGGUCGAGCCAUACAGCAUGUUCAAGCACGCACUGCUCCAGCUUCAGCAGGAACAGCCUGCGCUGUACGAGAACCUCACAAAGAACCUCAAUGCCGAGGAGCAGCAAGUCGUACAAGGCGCUGUCCACCAAGCCGACGUCAUCGCACAGGCUCAGGCCCAGGCAGCUGCCGCCGCUGCCAACGGCAACCCGGUACCUCAGCAGUAGAAUGGCUAGGUUCUUGUCCCGGCGAACGAAAAAUCAUACAUAGCUUCUCUUUCUCCAAAGGCAUUGGAUUCCCAUUUCCGUUUUCUUCGUUUAGCGAGCAUUAUGUGGCACACCCCCCUGGCGUUUUGUUGAUAGAGACGGUUCGGUGGAUGCCUUGGCGGUUGGGUUGAUUCGGCGUACCUGUCUUGUCUAGGAUGGAGGAUAUCCCUGUGGAAAAGAGGAGGAAAGGAGGAGAAAAGAGAAGGAAAGAGCAGGAAAGGCAGAGGUGUACAGUGGAGUGGGCAACCACAUCGAGGCGCUAGGAGGACAGAAGAAAAGGAGAAGGAAGUGACCAGCUGACUGAAAGCCAGCAAAGGUGCACUCUGUUAUAGGUUUAGAAAGAC
Messenger RNA from Macroventuria anomochaeta, 3761 nucleotides. Its product is annotated as ARM repeat-containing protein. Lineage: Eukaryota; Fungi; Ascomycota; Dothideomycetes; Pleosporales; Didymellaceae. Gene Ontology annotation, molecular function: small GTPase binding. The transcript has 9 exons. Gene Ontology annotation, biological process: protein import into nucleus. The record is from RefSeq and is a predicted model, not a curated record. Gene Ontology annotation, cellular component: cytosol; nuclear envelope. Bases 244 to 3378 code for a protein of 1044 amino acids.